Molecule: messenger RNA, 429 nt
Organism: Caenorhabditis briggsae
Lineage: Eukaryota; Metazoa; Nematoda; Chromadorea; Rhabditida; Rhabditidae
Gene: Cbr-hlh-13
Product: Protein CBR-HLH-13
Exons: 3
Coding region: 1-429 (142 amino acids)
Biological process (GO): regulation of transcription by RNA polymerase II; developmental process
Molecular function (GO): DNA-binding transcription factor activity, RNA polymerase II-specific; protein dimerization activity; RNA polymerase II transcription regulatory region sequence-specific DNA binding
Source: RefSeq, a predicted model, not a curated record
AUGGAUCCUACUUCAUACGAUUCGUAUUAUUGCGGUGGAGGAGCAGAAGCUGAGCCGGCGGAACGACAAACAGCGUCGGUUCGUGAACGGAGAAGAAUGUGCAGUAUUAACGUGGCUUUUGUGGAGCUCCGCAAUUAUAUUCCAACAUUCCCUUACGAGAAGCGCCUUUCAAAAAUUGAUACUCUGAACUUGGCCAUCGCAUAUAUCAACAUGCUGGAUGAUGUUCUCAGAACUCCUGAAGACUCUGGUGAGUACAUCCAGAAAUGUGUCCACAUGGCUCGCACCGGACAGUAUGGAGCUCCGUCCUGGAGCACUAGCGGUGAUUCAAAAUGUUCCAUAACUAAUGCUCAUCAGAAAAUCACUUUAGACCUACUAGCGCGUCUCAAUUGGAUCAAGUGGAAUCGCCUUGGAAUCGAGCCAAUCGCAUGA